UACAUUGAUCUGGAAAACCGAUUUUUACUGCCGGCAAACAAUUUUUCACGUGUUAUUCACGUUUGUGCUGUAUAGGAGAAUGGCAGAUAAACAAAGGUCGUACAACGAAAUAAUGAUCGAGAUUUUGAUAGCUGCAAUUGCAUGGGCUGUGCUUGUAUCAGGUCAGGUUACAAGAAUACCUUUCCCGUGCCACUCAGAUGUCUGUAAUUUGUAUGGCCAAGACCAGUUUUGUAGCGAAAGAGAAUCGAAAUGCCGUGACUGUCUCGACAUUAUAGAUGGAUGCUUCGAGCAUGGGAUGCCAAGCAAUUGUACGAGGACGUGCAUAGAAUUUCAUGUGCAAGAAAAGAUGAAAAAUGAAAGAGAAUCCGCUUGCCCAAAUCUUGACCCUAUAGAAAACGGAAAAAGUAACGGCUCUACAUCGGAAAUAUACAAGCCUGGUGAUGUCGUUGGCAUAACUUGUGAUGCCGGGUAUCGCUUAUCUGGUCGGCCUACUCUCAAAUGCAAAUCUUAUGGUCAGUGGUCACAUGAUGUUCCAACAUGUGAAGAAAUCACCUGUCCCGUUUUGCAAGGAGUUAGCAAUGGAAAUCAUAAUGGGUCUGAAACAAUUCCUCACCAGCCAGGAGACAUAAUCAUUUUCCAGUGUAAUCCCGGAUACCAGAGAAUCGGCGCAGAAUCUACAACAUGCAAAACUGAUGGUACAUGGCAAGACAAGAUGCCGAUUUGUCAAAUAUAUCCAGAAUUUCCUCCAAUAAUGAACGGGAAAUGGAACCAGAGUGGAUUAGUGUUACACGCAACUUGUGACAGUGGCUACAUCUUAGUUGGUUCUGAGUUUUUAAGAUGGUCAGAGACAGGGAGUUGGGUCAGCAGUGAUGGUCACCUGCCAUAUUGCAAAGAGGAAGAAAUAACAGUUACUGUUUGGAUGAUAAUUGGUAUAAUAGGUCUUGUAGAAUCUGUUUGUAUGUGCUGUUACAUAGUCUACAGAUGUUACAUGAACGUUUACACGAGAAAAAAUAAGGACAGUAAGAUUGUUAAAGAAUGCGGGAACAAAGAAGAAAUGGCUGAUUUGAUGGAAGCAGGAAAGCAACCUCAAAGUGAAAAUACAUUUCCGACCUCGGCCGUAUCAUUGCAUGAACAAAAAUAUCAAAAGGAAGCAACAUCGAUAUCAAACGGUAUAAAGAAAGACGAUCGAGCUCCUAAAGUAACUAGGUCCAAAGGCAUUGCACCAUCUUCGACGGACCAUUUCAGCAGUCAAACACACGACGCAAACAUAAGCAUUGACCCGCCAGACAUGCCCUCUUGGAGUAAUUCUGUCCCUAAAGAUCAUAGAGUUCUGCAAGAUGUUCAAAAGAAAAAACAAGAAGCUGCUUCCGAGAACAACAUUCCAUCCAAUACACAUUUAAGCUGUUCUGGAAAACACGAUGAUAAGAGUAACCAUGUUAAAAUUGAUAUCAACAUACACAAUAACAGUUCUGCUCAUAAUAAGUCAGUAGUCGACAGUGGGAGAGAUGCUACACAUUCAGAGUCUACCAACACUACAGCGCCAAGUACAACCGACGGGACAAAUGCUGAUAAGGAGGAUGGACACUUAAAUUGCCGUUAG
Ruditapes philippinarum (Manila clam) is the source of this 1600-nucleotide messenger RNA. Its product is annotated as complement decay-accelerating factor-like. NCBI's taxonomy places the organism in Eukaryota, Metazoa, Mollusca, Bivalvia, Venerida, Veneridae. The transcript has 9 exons. The coding region runs from base 80 to 1600 and encodes 506 amino acids. The record is from RefSeq and is a predicted model, not a curated record.